AUGAAGUUCAUCCUUCUCUCCGCCCUCUCCUUCCUGGCCGUCUUCGCCACUGCCAACCCCAUUGACAUCGAUGUCGGCGCGGUGGUCUCGGGCGCUGCAGAUGCAGCAGCCAGCGUUGGUGCGGAUGUAGAUGCCGCUGUUGGUGAUAUUAUCUAA
Aspergillus luchuensis is the source of this 156-nucleotide messenger RNA. RefSeq lists its product as uncharacterized. The coding region runs from base 1 to 156 and encodes 51 amino acids. The transcript has a single exon. Lineage: Eukaryota; Fungi; Ascomycota; Eurotiomycetes; Eurotiales; Aspergillaceae. The record is from RefSeq and is a predicted model, not a curated record.